CUAUGGCUCCUCUGCUUUCUCUCUCUCUCUCCUCUCUCUCUCUCUCUCUGCUUACUCAAAUCACCAUUUUCAAUGUUGAAAACACGACCAUAAAACGAAGUGCAAUUUUUGAGUAAAAGCACCUCUUUUAUAUAUCUCACUCAUAUCUCCCCCACGUUACAAUACUAUCCCUCUCUCUCUCUCUCUAUCUCUCUCUCUCUCUACAUAUCUCGUAUAAAAGACCAACCAUAAACCCUAUAUCAAGUAGUACUUCCAUUUACCCUCGCAUUCUCUGUCAGUUUCUCCCUCUCUCUAAACCAUGGAAGGUCUGCAUUUCCUCAAGUUCUGGAAACCAACCACCGCAUUUCCCACUCCUUUAAUUGAAGUAGAUAACGAAGAAGAUGAACAAGACGAAGAAGAAGACUCGUUCUUCGACUUGGAGCUGACUGCACCAGAUUUCGACACCAAGAAAAACGACAGCAAAAGCAGUGGUGAUAAAACGACCAAAAGCUUCCAUCUUAACGAAGAAACAAAACCUGUUAUUUACCCAAAGCCUUCUCUUUUGCUUUCUCCGAUCGAUCCGAUUCCCAAGCGGAAAAUCCUCCCUCUUGAGCCCAUCCCCAAGCCCCAGUCUCCCAUGGCUCUCCUCAAAUCCGCUCCCACAUUCCGAGUCUUCUCGUUCAAGAAAUCGAGAUCCACAGGAACGACGCAGAAAGCGGGAGAAACGGCGGCGAAAUUCAACGCCGGAGAAUCUCCGAAGCUUUCCAGAGAAACCAGCUCGAGAAGAACAGAGCGAUUCUCGAAGGACGUUAUAACGAAGUACCUGAAGCUCGUCAAGCCCCUUUACGUCAAGGUUUCGAAAAGGUACAACGGCGAGAAGAUGAAUAACUCCUCGGCGGCGGAUUUGUUCGUCGGAUUUUCGCCGUCGUCGUCUCCGGCGACGGUGGCGUCGCCGAAGGACAAGCCGGCGGGGAUUCGGAAGCAUCUGCGGAAGAGCAAGUCGUCUUCGGCGACUGCCGUGCCACAAACGACGUCGAAUCGGAGAGAUGAUUCGCUUUUGCAGCAGCAUGAUGGGAUCCAGAGCGCCAUCUUGCAUUGCAAGAGAUCAUUCAAUUCCUCCAGAGAUUCUUGUUCAUUAUCGCGAUCAACAAGUGAUUCUUCGUCCAUGAAAUCGUAUUCUACCGAUUCGUAUCGAUUAUCAAACUCUGCUAGCGAGACUUCCCACGACAAUUCUGCGAGAAAUUCCAUCGAGGAUGUUCGUGGAAUUGGCAUUUGAAACUUUCCCAGAUUAGUUUAUUUUCUUCCUACUAAAACAAACAAAGAAAAGAAAGAAAAUAGAAGAACUGUUUUUUUUUUUUCUAUAAUUAUUUUUCUUUAGUAUUUGUUGAGUGGUAAUGUAAUGGUUCGUGUUGUAAAGAGAAAGAAAAACAAGAAUCAGAGAGAAAUGGAAAGUGUUGUUAGUUAUUAUUUUUUUUCUUGGAUAUUUGUUUGUUUUUUCUUUUUUCAUAUUUUUUUUUUGCUUUUAGUCAUGAUUACCAGUGAAUACCUUGGUUCUCUCUCGUUGCUGUCUGUAAAGUGAUGGGUCAAUUAUGAGAAAAUUGAACGAGACUCGGGUACGGGAUCUUUUUGUUCUUA
Messenger RNA from Morus notabilis, 1614 nucleotides. RefSeq names its product probable membrane-associated kinase regulator 5. The transcript is spliced from 3 exons. The record is from RefSeq and is a predicted model, not a curated record. NCBI's taxonomy places the organism in Eukaryota, Viridiplantae, Streptophyta, Magnoliopsida, Rosales, Moraceae. Bases 299 to 1255 code for a protein of 318 amino acids. Gene Ontology annotation, cellular component: plasma membrane.